AUGCCUUACAAACUUCCCCCUUCGGAGCCGAUUGCGGUCGUGGCAAGCAGCUGCAGGUUUGCGGGCGGCGUCACUUCUCCAAGCAAACUUUGGGACCUUUUGAGACAGCCGACAGAUUUGUCUCGCAACGUGCCCCCCAGUCGGUUCAACGUACGUGCAUUCUUCCACCCCGAUGGUGACUACCACGGCACCACCGAUUCACCCAGGGCCUACUGGCUCGACGAUGAUCAAGAUAUUCGCGAGUUCGAUGCCGGUUUCUUUGGCAUCGCACCGAAAGAAGCAGAGGCCGUUGACCCGCAACAGCGACUCCUGCUCGAGACCGUCUUCGAGGCUCUCGAGUCUGCAGGGUAUCAGCUUCCACAAUGGGCCGGGAAAGAUGUUGCCGUCUACGUCGGUGCCAUGACCGCAGACUUAUAUUCCGUAUCACAACAGGACGACUUGACGACGUCUCCGUACUACGCCACUGGCAAUGCGCGGUCCAUCUUGUCCAACCGCAUCAGCUACUUUUACGACUUUCAUGGGCCCUCUGUCACCAUUGACACGGCAUGUUCCUCCAGUCUUGUUGCUUUGCAUCAGGCUGUUCUCGGACUACGUGCCGGCGACUGCAGUGCUGCCUGCGUGGCCGGUGUCAAUUUGAUGCUCACACCGGAACAAUUUGUCGUCGAGUCCAGUCUGCAUAUGCUGAGUCCCACCGGACAUUGUCAUAUGUGGGAUUCGCGAGCCGAUGGCUAUGCACGUGGUGAAGGCGCAGCCGUCUUGUUCUUGAAGCCGUUGCGCCGAGCCCUAGCCGAUGGUGAUGGACCACGCAUUCAAGCUCUCAUCCGCGAGACGGGGGUGGAUUCGGAUGGCCGCACCGCUGGCAUCACGAUGCCGAGCCCCACUGCGCAGGCAUCUCUCAUCCGCGCCACAUACAAGCGUGCGGGACUUGAUAUCACCGACCCUGCAGAUCGCUGCCAGUACUUCGAGGCACAUGGCACCGGCACACCGGUCGGCGACCCCCGAGAAGCAAGUGCCAUCUACUCCGCAUUUUUCGAGGAGCGCAACAAUCACUCCGACAAAGGGAACAUGGCUGGUGCAAGCUCAAAGUCUCCUCGACCGCUUCUAGUCGGGUCAGUCAAGACUGUCAUCGGUCAUACAGAGGGUGCUGCCGGCCUUGCUGGCAUCUUGAAGGUCAUGCUGGCUAUGAAAAAUGGCCAGGUACCUCCAAAUCUACACAUGGAAAGGCUAGCCUCGACCGUGGCUCCUUUCUGCACCCCAGCACCACAAGGUUUUCUACAGAUCCCUACAGAGCUCAUGAAAUGGCCUGCGGCGAAACCUGGGCAUCCUCUCCGGGCCAGUGUGAACUCGUUCGGAUUUGGUGGGACCAAUGCACAUGCCAUUGUUGAAAAAUACGAUCCCAGCAUCCACAGCCCGCAUCUCAGCAUUAUGAAUGUUCGUCCAUCAGCCUUACAAGGAACGUCAAGCCUACCCCAAAUACCCCUCGUUCUGUCUGCGAGCUCUGCGAGCACCCUCCGCUCAUUGGCCAAGAACUAUCUUGAUUUCCUCCAAAACCAACUGCAUGGAAAUUCGGUAUUGCCUUUUGAAGAGCUAGCAUGGCGUGCAUACACAUCCCGGACACACUUUCUCUACCGUCUUGCUAUCUGUGGCAAUUCCCUGACAGAUGCUAUCAACAUCCUCUCGGAGCAGUUGUCAGAUGCUAGCAAUGGCCAAACUAACGACCUCGGCUUCAGAGCACGGCGCAUCGAGAACAAUGCCAAUGGAGACGCACCGCAGAUUCUCGGAGUCUUCACUGGCCAGGGCGCGCAAUGGCCUGGCAUGUCAAAAGAUUUGUUUUCGACGAACCGUGUGUACCGAGAGUCCAUUCGCAAUCUGGACUCUGUUCUCAGGGCGUGCCCUGACCCGCCUAGCUGGACUCUAGAAGAGGAGCUUCAAAAACUGGAUGCAGAUGGUUCUCGAGUCCGCGAAGCAGCUGUUGCACAACCUCUCUGCACGGCACUGCAGAUUGGCCUCGUCGAUGUUUUAGACCGACUUGGACUACACUUUACGUCUGUCAUUGGCCACUCGUCCGGUGAGAUUGGAGCCGCAUAUGCUGCCAAGUACAUUUCAAGACGAGACGCGAUUUUGAUCGCAUACUACCGAGGCAAGAGUGUGUCAACUCCAAUGCUCCCACAAGUUGGGCCACAACAGCCACAGGGAGGCAUGCUUGCGGUUGGCUUGUCCCGUGAGGACGCCGAUGCCUUCUGUGAAGCAUUUGAUGGCCGGUUGUGUGUGGCUGCCAGCAACUCGCCGAGCAGCUCUACGUUAUCUGGUGACAUGGACGCCGUUUUGGAAGCUGAGCAGCAGCUCAGGUCGAGAAGUAUCUUUGUCCGCCGCCUUCUUGUCGACAAAGCAUACCACUCUCACCACAUGGCCAGGCUUUCGGAUUCUUACACCAAGGCUCUAGACGUUUGUCAAAUCUCACCCUUGGCCGCCGCGUCUGAUCCAGACCGCAGAGCGACCUGGAUUUCCAGCGUCUUCCCUGGCGAUAGUGUACCAACAGAACAACAACUGAGAGGUUCCUACUGGGUGGACAACAUGGUCAAGCCUGUUCUGUUCCGGGAAGCUGCUGAGAAGGUCCUGUCAACUGUCCAAGGCGAGUUCGACUGCGCUAUUGAAAUUGGCCCGCACUCUACUUUGAAAGGGCCCUUUUCCGACACGCUCGCCCAGUUGCGGCCGCAAGGAACCGCUAGCUCCAGGGGCCUUCCCUACACUAGUCUACUCCAGAGAGGCAAGAGUGAUGCAACGUCAUUCCUCGAGUUUUUGGGCUUCGUCUGGACGCACUAUGAUCCACCGCUCAUCGACCUUCAUGGUCUGCUAGACGACCAAGAGAGAGAGGUACUCUCUGACGCGCUCUCCCGCCAGCAUGGCGAUGUUGUCAAUAAGCUUCCUGCAUACCCUUGGGACCACUCACAGAAGUACUACCGCGAGUCGCGCAUUGCACGUCAGUUCCACCACAAAUCCGACCCUCCACACGAACUUCUUGGCAGCCGUACGCGUGAUGACAUUGACGGUCACGAACUACGCUGGCGCAACUUGUUACGUGUGGACAAGCUGCCCUGGUUAGCACAUCAUGCUUUCCAAGGUCAGCCACUACUGCCUGCCGCGGCAUAUUGCAUCAUGGCUUGUGAGGCAGCAAAGACCCUCCUGUCGGGCCGAGAGGCUACAGUGGUCGAGGUUGAAGACAUCGAAUUCAUCAGUGGCAUUCCACUGGAAGUCGACGGCCCCGCAACGGAGAUCAUGUUCUCACUCAACGUGCACCACCAACCGGGAAAGACUUCCAAUGCUACGAGUACAUACACUGAUCAGAAUGACAACAUUAUACUCGCAUCAUUCUCCAUUUUCUCUGGCUCAGAAUCAUCACGCAUGCCUCUCGGGAAGCGAUGCAGUGGUAACCUCCGCGUUGUCCUAGGCUCCCCCAGUGCGGAUGCCCUGCCUCACCGUGAAGACCCUGCUAAGCUGCCAGAAACGUUCGACGUCAGCACCGAGGCAUUCUACAAGAUGAUGGCCGACGUGGGUUUGCAAUACUCGGGACCAUUCGAGGCGAUCGAAUCUAUGCGUCGCCGCCAUAAUUUUGCGUCCGCUACACUCAAGCGCAUCCAUGAAAAGGAUACCACCAGCCUACCGCUCUCCCCGGCAACCCUUGACUCCUGUUUACAGACGUGCUUCGUGUCCUACUCAUCGCCAGGUGAUAGAACACUUUGGACCGUCUUCCUGCCUAUUCGUAUAAAGAAAAUAAGCUUUAGUAUGGAUCAUAGCGGAGUCGGCAGCACGCAUUUGUCAGUGGACGCACAGCUCACGAACAUCCAAGAGGCAACAUCUGAAUCUCCGGCACGCAUCACUGGAGAUAUUUGCAUUUUCAAUGAAGAUGGAAACAUGGAGGUCUGUAUAGAAGGACUGACAGUUGGCUCACUGGCAUCGGCCCAUCCCAGUGCGGAUCGUGACCUGUAUCUGCACACGGUUUACGCUCCCGACCCAGACGACUCUCUUGUCAACGACUGUGCCAUUCUCGGUGACACCAGUGCCACAAAUGAAGCUUUGGACAGGGUGUUGGAAGAAUCAAUCCUUCGCAUCCAAUCGUUUUACGAACCUUCUCCAAAAUCAUCAAGGAUAUGGCCAGCCGACACGGACGAGGUACUAAACCAGCACAUCCUCUCUUCGCCAUACUCGCUUACGCUGGGCAAGGUUAAGGCUCUAGUGAAAGAUAAUGCCCAAAUGACUUCGGCAGUCAGCGCUGAGCGCACUCUUCAGUCCUUGUUAGAAGAAGGACGGCAUGUCUAUCACUUCCAACGACGGGUCUCUAGCAUCGUUAAGCAGAUUGCCCAUAAAUACCCUCGCAUAUCCGUUGUCAGCUUGACCGACUCGGAAAUGCACAUGUCAAUGCCCAUUCUCGAUGGUCUAUCAUCUUCCUUCAUCAACUACAUUUCUAUGGUCCUCGGCAACACUGACCAGAGCUUCAACUUGUAUCUUGAUCAAUUUCCGAUAUCCGUCAAGAAAAAGGUCCAGUCCUCGUCCCUUGUCCAAAUCGACGGCAUCAAGCCCCAGCUGAAUGGCCUCAUCACCGCGGCUUCCAUCCAUUCCUUUGAUCUGGCAAUUCUGUCCACUUCCAUCUUCAAGCAGGCGACAUCUAGUGAGGUCGUCCUUGAUCAUGUCAAGUCGUUGAUGCGACCAGGUGGCUUCCUUAUGCUCGUCCACAUGCCUAUUCAAAUGUCUCGCGGUCAGCAAUCAACCGACAUCACAGACACUUUCAUCACUCCGCCAGACUGGCCCGAUAUUCUCGACCGGAGCGGCUUCAUGACCCCGGCGAUCAAAAACACCGAUCAGCACUUCGCCGGCGGUUUCUCCAUCGCUGUACGACAAAGCAAGCAACUGCCGCAGAGACAUUGGGUGCCGGAUCCCAGUGCACUCUCUUCUGCGGUGUCGAGACCAAUCAAGCCAAGCGAACGGCUUCUUGUCGUCGGUGGCCAGGCUACAGACAUUUCGUUGCUCGCAUCCAAUGUCGGUCGGCUGCUCUCUAGCCACAUGCACAAUCCCGUCACAACCGUCACAGGCCUAGAUGAGCUCGGUGCGCUCACCAAUGCCGAUCCGGCUUCUUCGCACGCCUUUACCUGCGCGAUUGUCCUGGCCGACGUCGAUGAUACAAUGUCCGUCCUCUCCUCCCUCAACGAGAGUCGACUCGAUACUUUGCGAAAGGUUCUCUUUCGGCCUGAAAUGGUCAUACUUUGGGUGACAAAGGGGGCGCGAGUGGGAAAUUGCGAGAGCGCUUCUUCGUACGGCUUUAUUCGCAGCAUACGCGGCGAGAUGCCAAACCUCGUCAUUCAGAUGCUCGACUUCGACCAUCUCGAGUCCGACGGUGGCAAGCUACUUGUUCCCAGUCCACCUAACACAGUCUCUCCAUCUGCUGCGUCUAUGGUGACAGACGUGUUCCUCCAACUCAUGCUUGGAGUUGUGGCAAAGCGCAACCAAAACUCCUUCGCGUCGGCCAAUGUCGCUGCCGACGAAGGCCGAAACAACGACCUUUGGCAUUUGGAGACCGAGGUAUUCAUUGACAGCAUGGGUCAACGACUGGUCCCACGAAUGCUGCCUCUCAAGCCCAGCAAUGACACAUUCAAUGCCUCGCGCCGACCGGUGACUGAGAAAGUCAACACCCUUUUAAAUUGUGUUGAGCUUGCUCGUCAUGCAACGACUGGCGAGUACAGCAUAAACGUUGUUCCAGCACCUGUGCCGUCAUCGCCUUUCCAAAUCAAAGACUGUGAGUUCUCGAGAAUCCAGGUACACUACAGCAGCGCACAGCCUCUCUUCAAAGGCCACUAUGUCUGCAUUGGGCUCAGCAGUGACACUGGCGAUAUCGUCGCAGCCAUAUCGAAGUCCAACGCGUCGUUUGUCUCUGUUCCGCGCAACCAACUGUUCCCAAUUCCUGACAGGGGUAACAAUGGGACAACCCGGCCAUAUGCAGGUGCACUUGUUGGAACUCUUGUUUGCCUACAGCUGUUGUCUGUUUCAGCUGAUAAGCCGCUUGCUCUGGUCGCUCCCGAAAAUAUUCUACUCGAAUGCGCUCAGCAUGUCUCCGCCUAUCAAGGUCGCGACAUCGUAGCCAUUCAGGUCGCCGGCGGUGACCACAGCGCUCAAAUACUAGAUGACGGGUUAUUCCUUCAUCCCCAUGCGACCGACGCCCGGAUGGCUUCCACGCUGUAUCGGUUUAAAGACGGCGCAACCAUUGUCAACUUCCUACCUGAGAAUCACCCCGUGUCUCGUUUCCUCUCCCGCACCGUUCCUACCAGUUGCUCUUCUUAUUCUUGGGCAAGCUUGUCUAGCCAAACACAGGACGAUGCUCCCCAGGAAGACGCCCACAUUGCAAUGAAUCUUUUACAGCAGGCCAUCUCCAUGGUUAAUUCGGGCAAUGUAACUUCUGCUGACUUUGUCUCCGUUCCAGAUCUGCUCAAGUCACACAUCCGCAACGCAAGUACAGUUCAGAUUGUGGAUUGGCGAGCAGAACGAGCGGUAGAAAAAGUUGUUGUCCCUCAUGAAAACUUGGCGAGCAAGUAUAUGCCACAAGGACCACCAGGAGCUAGGCUCCGCGGUGACAGAACAUAUGUCCUCGUUGGAAUCACACGCGACAUGGGCCAAAGCCUGUCAACGCUUUUGUCCAAGCAGGGUGCACGACACAUUGUCCUCGCAAGCCGGAACAUCCCAACAUCUACGCCUCAGUGGGCCAAGCAUGCAAAACGGGUCGCCGGAGUCGAUAUCCGCUUUGAAUCUCUAGACGUAACCGACUUAGCCGCAGUUCAACAAUUCCGCAUCCGCGUCGAGCAAUCGAUGCCACGUAUUGGCGGUAUCGUCAACGGGGCCAUGGUCCUGGACGACCGCGUUUUUGCGCAAAUGACAGCUGACGCAUUUUCGCGGGCGAUGCGGCCCAAGACGGUUGGCUCCCGCAACCUUGACACAGUGUUCCGUGAUGACGACGAGGAAGAUGGCAACAAGCUCGACUUCUUCAUCAUGACAUCGUCCUGUACUGCUGUAGCAGGUCAUGCCGGGCAAUCCAAUUACGCCGCAGCGAACAUGUACAUGAAUGGUUUGGCUGCGAACCGGCAGCGUCGGGGUGUUGCCGGCUCCGUCCUGAACAUUGGCGUCAUCUACGGCCUGGGCUUCCUGCACCGUGAGAAAGAGGAGCUCUAUGCAGGGCUCGAGCGCGAGAGGUAUCCGCCCAUCUCCGAGCGCGAUCUGCACCACAUGUUCCUCGAGGCCAUUGCUUUGGGACGGCCAAAACCGGGCCGUGCUGCCCGGCCAGAGGACUUUAUCGACCUCACGACCGGUCUGAGCCGCUUCAACCCACACCAAACCGCCGACAACGAGGUACACUGGCACCGAGACCCCCGUUUCUCGCACUUUACCGUCGACGACAACAACGAAUACGGAUCCAACAAGAAGCAGGCCGGUAGCACCGAGAACAGCAGCGCGAAGCAACUGGCUGAUCUCAUUGGUGACGAGGCUGCGACGGCCGAGGUCAUCGGUCAGCAUCUCGCGAUUGCCUUCAGCGAACGCCUGGCGACGCUGUUGCACGUUGGCCCGUCAACCAGUGCCUAUGGCAGCAGCGACGGUGCCGGCCGCAUUCGCAGCGACAGUAGUUUAAUGGAACUGGGUGUCGACUCCCUGGUGGCGGUGGAGAUGCGCACAUGGCUCUGGCGCAUGAGCGGCCGCGACGUGCCGGUGAUGAAGAUUUUGGGUGCGGCAAGCAUCAACAGACUUUGUACCGAUAUUGCAAGCGAUGUUGUGGCCUCUCGCGGCCAAUAA
Molecule: messenger RNA, 7827 nt
Organism: Sporothrix brasiliensis 5110
Lineage: Eukaryota; Fungi; Ascomycota; Sordariomycetes; Ophiostomatales; Ophiostomataceae
Product: polyketide synthase
Exons: 4
Coding region: 1-7827 (2608 amino acids)
Biological process (GO): fatty acid biosynthetic process; secondary metabolite biosynthetic process
Molecular function (GO): phosphopantetheine binding; fatty acid synthase activity; 3-oxoacyl-[acyl-carrier-protein] synthase activity
Source: RefSeq, a predicted model, not a curated record